Messenger RNA from Staurois parvus, 303 nucleotides. Lineage: Eukaryota; Metazoa; Chordata; Amphibia; Anura; Ranidae. The record is from the annotation of a GenBank genome assembly.
AUGGGGUAUGGUGGUGAUCAGAACACUGGUAUGGGGUAUGGUGGUGAUCAGAACACUGGUAUGGGGUAUGGUGGUGAUCAGAACACUGGUAUGGGUUAUGGUGGUGAUCAGAACACUGGUAUGGGGUAUGGGGGUGAUCAUGAUGCUGGUAUGGGGUAUGGUGGUGAUCAGGAUGCUGGUAUGGGGUAUGGCGGUGAUCAGGGUGCUGGUAUGGGGCAUGGCAGUGAUCAGGAUGCUGGUAUGGGGUAUGGCGGUGAUCAGGAUGCUGGUAUGGGGUAUGGCGGUGAUCAGGAUGCUGGUAUG